AAGGACUCCUAUAAGCACACAGGAAUACCUUACGGAUUUUAAAUAUUUUCAGCUUGUGUUUAUACAAUGACUCCACUAUUUCUUCAAUUAAGCUCUUUUGGGAAUUGAGCUCUUCUUGCAAACAUUUAUGCAUUUUGGAUACAGUUUUUUUUUUUUUUUUUGGAAUAUUGACCUUCCGUUUCUUCUCUUACAUGUGGAUGUAACUUUUGUUUGUUUUUUAAUCCUACUCUACGAGUUGUUUCGUUUAUAAAAACAACACCAUGGAGCUUUCUUUGAGAAUUCAUCUAUUAACAGCUUUUGUGUCAUGUAUUAAGGUUUAUGCUGAUGUGGUGCAGGCUAUGAAGCAUCCAGGCUUGCAGGUGUUGUCCACGGCCUCGCAUUAUUGGCCCCUAGAUGCCGUGGAUGGGAUACACGGCCUGUCGGACCAGAUUGGAAAAAGACCAGGUUAUGUUAACGGAAGUCAUAUAACUCUCAGAAUCCACAACCAUACUGUGCUCCCUUCCUCCCAUAACACUUCCUAUGUGUAUACCAAUGACUCCGCCUACACUAACAUUUCUGCGACAGUAGAUAUUGUCGAAGGAAUGGUCAACAAGGGCAUUUUUCUAAAGGGAGAUGUUGGCGGUACUUUCCUCCACUUUGGAAACUACCAGAACUCUUGCAUUAGUGACCCCACUCUGUGUGGCCCUGACGGAAUUACCUUUUCCUUUUUUUGGAAGAACCAUGAAGCAGAAUCACGUUUUGCUGUAGCAUCUGGAGGGAAAGUCAUCUCUAAUGGCUUCUCUGUCUACACCAACCCCCUCGGAGGAUAUGUGGAGUUCUACACUCGCGGCAACAACCACAGAUGGAAAGCCAAUAUUGGAGUUCCAGGGCCUUACUGGACGCAUAUUCUCUUCACAUGGAAAAAGACUGCAGGUCUGAUGGUUUAUAUCAACGGAACCUUUACUGCUGGCGAUGAAAGUGGCAGUGUUUCUGAAAACUAUGGUGACCCCUACCCGGAUCUUGUCAUUGGAACUGGCAACGACAGGGCCUAUGGUCACUAUGUAACAGGAGCCUUUGAUGAGUUUGUCAUCUGGGAACGAGCUCUUUUGCCGAGUGAGAUAUUUCUCUACUACAGUGCUGCUAUGGGUCAUGUGUUAGAGUCUGCCACAACACAGAGCAUCCUUAAGGAACUACCGUUCACUACGACAACAGCGAGAGCCACUGAAAUGAGUCCUCCUGUUGUCAGCAGUGUGCACGAGGAGGGCCAAAGCUCCCAGGAUUCAGAGUCCAUGCCAGUGUUGUACUUUCUCAAGGCUCUACCCAACAGGACCAUUCCUCACAACACAGCCAGCAACCUCACACAGGCGUUUCUCAAAAAUGUGGAAGAAGUGCUGUCUUCUCCUGGGUUACCAGAGCAGUCCGGCCCCGUGGUCAGCGGUUUGAUCGAAACCGUGGACCGAGUAAUGGACCUCAUGGUGGCUAACUUGGAGCCCAGCCCAAACUCUCUCAUCUCCCUGGGAGGGACAUCAUUUGUUGCAGAUUACUCCCUGAUGAAAUUGCCACAUAGCUACAACUUGCCACAUUACCGCUUCCCUACACAAGGAAAGAACUACAUCUCCGUACCCGGGGAGGCUUUCACCAUGCUGUCUCAAACCACCAUUGUUGGCCUCUUCUACCACAACGUGCACAGCUACUACAAAGAAAUCAGGCCCGUUGAGACCAGGAUUGACGAAGCUGCGGACUUCAAGGAUCAUAAAAUCCAGGUUGCAAGCUGCUUAAUCUCUCUGAACGUGGAGCCGUCCCCGGCCUUGUCGGUCAACCUCUCAGGGGCGCCUCUCAUCAAGAUCGUUCUGACCCACGUUUUGAAUGAAGAACAGCAGGAACAAGUGCUGAAUCAGAGCAAUAAAGUCUUCCUGUAUUGUGCCUUCCUGGACUAUAGUUCCAAGGAGGGUGUGUGGUCCAAUCAAGGUUGUGUGCGCUCAGAUGGAAACAUGACGUACUCUGUGUGUUUGUGCAACCACCUCACUAACUUUGCCAUCCUAAUGCAAGUGGUCCCUUUGAAGCUCACAACAGGCCAUCAGGUGGCACUGUCAACCAUUGGCUAUGUCGGCUGCUCCAUUUCCAUCUUCUGUCUGGCCAUCACUCUUGUUACUUUUGCAGUCCUGUCGUCUGUUAGUACCAUCCGCAACCAGCGCUACCACAUCCAUGCCAACUUGUCUUUUGCCAUCCUGGUGGCUGAGAUCCUGCUGCUCAUUAGCGCCAGCUUCGACCCGGGCACGCUGCCUUGUAAGAUCAUGGCUGUCCUGCUUCACUUCUUCUUUCUGAGCGCAUUCGCCUGGAUGCUCGUGGAGGGUCUUCACCUCUACAGCAUGGUGGUCAAGGUGUUUGGCUCGGAGGGCAGCAAACACAUCUACUAUUAUGGCAUCGGUUGGGGCUCUCCCCUGGUGAUCUGCGUGGUGUCCAUGACAUCAGCUUUGGACAGUUACGGCGCGGUUGACAACUGCUGGCUGUCCUUGAAGAAUGGCGCCAUUUGGGCAUUUGUGGCUCCAGCUCUGUGUGUCAUUGUGGUAAACAUUGGCAUUUUGAUAUCGGUGACCAGAAUCAUUUCUCGUAUCAGCGGAGAGAAUUACAAAGUUCAUGGGGAUGCCAAUGCAGUCAAGCUCACUGCAAAGGCUGUAGCAGUGCUCCUGCCCAUACUCGGCAUUUCCUGGAUCUUUGGCGUUUUAGCUGUCAACACACACUCCCUGCCAUUCCUUUAUAUCUUUGCAGUCUUUAACUCUUUGCAGGGUUUUUUUGUCUUCCUGUUCCAUUGCCUUCUUAACUCAGAGGUCAGAGCUGCGUUCAAACACAAGACCAAGGUGUGGUCCCUAACCAGCAGCUCCAUGCGGAACAUCAACGUGAAGCCAUUCAACUCUGACAUCAUGAACGGACACAAAGAGGGCGUAUCCCCGACUAAGAUGAACACAUGGGACAAAAGCACCAACUCCGGCAAUCGUAUUGACCUCUCGGCAGUAUAGACAGACGUUGGCCAGAGUAUCUCCACACUAUUCCACAUGGCCAAUCCUAGUCUCAAGUGAAAGGGAUCGCCAAAAGAGGCGACGUGCGGUUCCACCUUUGACGACAAACAGACUUUUACUGUGCUUUACUAGCAUCUCGUUAAAUACCAGGUUGAGUUCUGACGGCAGUGAGGUCACAGAGAGCGUAAGAGCGUCAUUCCACCUGACUGAGAUGCUCUGUGCAGAGCUGGAGCAUUGGUGCGCAGCAUCUGCUUUAUUUAAAUUGCAGUGUUUUAGCGUUGUUUGGGGUUUGUUUUAACACACCGGCGUCCACACAAAUAGAUAUGUUUUGCACUGCAGAGUAAACUCACUCCAGUAACCCAAGUCACAGUUUUUUGAAGCAUCACAGCACAGUAAACCGCAAAAUAAGGCACCACGACCACCUAGUAAAUCGGACAAUAUGUUAUUCUAAUAUGAUGUAUUUAUUUUGUGAUUCUAUGUUUAGCAAUUCUUCUGUUUUGUGUGUGUUUUGUUUCUGAGCAGUACCUCACAUCUUGGCAGGAUGCAGUAUGGUAUGUUCUCUUAGGGGUAGUGAAUAAUUGUGUGUUUUGGACACAGUUCUGUGAAGUUUUAUUGUGUCUCUGGCUUUUUCCUUUUGUAUAUUGAAAUGUUCUAUCUACAACAGAAGGUCAUAAUGAGAUAUUUGUUUGGAUGACUGUGAGAAUGAAAGAAGAUGGCAUCUGCGUGUCGUUGAUCUAACACUGUACAAACAGCAGGAUUCAGAAGAAAAACAGGAUUUACUGUAAGUCUCUGUGCAUUUACAUUUUAUGACGGUUUUUAAGUUAAAACAUGGCAGAAUUUCAACACUUGUAUUGGCUCUUUUCUUAUGGUACCAUGGUUUGUGCUUCCAAUUGUCUUUAAUAAAUUGCU
Nerophis lumbriciformis (worm pipefish) is the source of this 3905-nucleotide messenger RNA. It is a transcript of the gene adgrd1, whose product is annotated as adhesion G protein-coupled receptor D1. The record is from RefSeq and is a predicted model, not a curated record. Gene Ontology annotation, molecular function: G protein-coupled receptor activity. Gene Ontology annotation, cellular component: plasma membrane. Lineage: Eukaryota; Metazoa; Chordata; Actinopteri; Syngnathiformes; Syngnathidae. Gene Ontology annotation, biological process: adenylate cyclase-activating G protein-coupled receptor signaling pathway; cell surface receptor signaling pathway.